This is a messenger RNA of Exophiala aquamarina CBS 119918, 450 nucleotides long. RefSeq lists its product as uncharacterized. Gene Ontology annotation, molecular function: carbon-sulfur lyase activity. Lineage: Eukaryota; Fungi; Ascomycota; Eurotiomycetes; Chaetothyriales; Herpotrichiellaceae. The coding region runs from base 1 to 450 and encodes 149 amino acids. The record is from RefSeq and is a predicted model, not a curated record. The transcript has a single exon.
AUGGCACUCUCAGUCCUAGCCAAACGGAGUUUCAACGGUUCCUGCCAUUGCGGGUUCAUCCAGUAUACUGCAGCGUUCCCGCCCACGGACUUGCCGGUGGCCUCAAAAUGCAACUGCACCAUCUGCCUAAAGCAAGGUUACACGGCGAUAAGAAUCUCGCCCGAAGACUUUGAACUGAUUAGCCCGAGCUCCAAGUCCCAGAUCAAGAACUACCAGAUGAAAUCAAAGGAUAUCAACAAAUACUUCUGUGACAAGUGCGGGAUCCACUGCUGGAGUGACGGGAAAUAUGAGUAUCAGGGCGAGAACCACGAGUUCUUCACCAUCAAUAUCUUGACCCUGGAUCAGCCUCAGCCUGGAUUGGACGUGAGCAAGUUUAAGAUUGUGUACACAGACGGGAGGAAUGACGCUUUCGAGAUGAGAGAUCAGCCAUUCCUGGGCGGUAUGCUUUGA